AUGAAAGAAAUAAACAUAGAUACUAAAAGAACAAACUUAGAAAAUUGGAGACUAAAAGUUGAAAAUGGAAGACAAACGUGGCAUUAUUUAGAGCAUGAAGAUGAAAUUAAGAAUUGGCCUCAAUCUAUUAUUGAGAAAUAUUGGCUUGAUUUGCCUUUUGUAAGAAAAGCUGCCAAGAAUGGAUUUAAAUUCUAUAAGCAACUUCAAACUGAAGAUGGUCAUUGGGCAGGAGAUUGUGGAGGACCAAUGUUUGUGAUUCCAGGAAUUGUAUUUUCAAUGUAUAUUACUCAAAUACCAAUUCCAGAAAGUUGGAGAGUAGAAUUGAUUAGAUAUUUAUUUUAUCGAGCUCAUCCUGUUGAUGGAGGAUGGGGAUUAAUUUUGGGAGUGGAUGUAGAUCAUCCAGCAAUGAUUAAAGCUAGAUCAACUUUACAUAAACUUGGUGGUGCUAUUGGUAUACCUUCAUGGGGUAAAUUUUGGCUCGCAAGUCUAAAUGUUUAUGAUUGGGAAGGACUUAAUCCGAUUCCACCAGAAUUAUGGCUUUUUCCUUAUUUUCUUCCAUUUCAUCCUGCUCGGUAUUGGAUUCACACACGUGUUAUUUAUCUUCCUAUGGGAUAUGUUUAUGGUCGGAGAUUAAGUGCUAAAGAAACAUCAUUGAUUAUGCAAUUGAGACAAGAAUUAUAUACACAACCUUAUGAAACAAUAAAUUGGGCUAAGGCACGGGGCAACAUUGCAGAAGCUGAUCUUUAUGUGCCUCAUUCAAAACUUUUGAAAUUUACUAAUUUUUUUUUAAAUAUUUAUGAAAAAAUCCCAAAUCUCUUUGGUCUUCGUGAUAUUGCUCUUGAAGAAAGUUAUAAAUUAAUACAAUAUGAAGAUAUAAAUACAGAUUACCUUGACAUUGCUCCUGUAUGA
Molecule: messenger RNA, 909 nt
Organism: Diversispora eburnea
Lineage: Eukaryota; Fungi; Glomeromycota; Glomeromycetes; Diversisporales; Diversisporaceae
Source: the annotation of a GenBank genome assembly